Messenger RNA from Arabis nemorensis, 195 nucleotides. NCBI's taxonomy places the organism in Eukaryota, Viridiplantae, Streptophyta, Magnoliopsida, Brassicales, Brassicaceae. The record is from the annotation of a GenBank genome assembly.
AUGAAAGAGGCUGCUGAGAAAGAGGCUGUUGAGGAAGAGGGGGCUGAGGAAGAGGGUGCUGAGGAAGAGGCGGAUAAUGUGGAGGAAGAACUGCAGGUGGUGUCUAAUGAUGAAGUGGAAAAGCUAAAGAAARACAUGUUAGAUCUACAAGAAGGAAUGUUGAAGAUCAAUAAAAGUAUGAAAGAUGGUUUUUAA